Cucurbita pepo subsp. pepo (vegetable marrow) is the source of this 1252-nucleotide messenger RNA. Its product is annotated as leucine-rich repeat protein 1. Lineage: Eukaryota; Viridiplantae; Streptophyta; Magnoliopsida; Cucurbitales; Cucurbitaceae. The record is from RefSeq and is a predicted model, not a curated record.
AAAUGACAGAGGAAGUAUACAACAAAAACAAGACGUCAAGAUUGGUACACAGCGCAGCACUAAGCCAAAAGCCAAAAGCCAAUAGCCAAUAGCCAAUAGCCAAUAGCCAAUAGCCAAUAGCCAAUAGCCAAGAGCAGCCUCUUCCCUUUUGUGGGCUCUAUAAAUUCUUCUUCACGCUUCCAUUUUCUCAUUCCCUCUCUCUCUGCAAAAUAUAUAUAUAUAUAUAAAAACUUCAUCUUUGUUCCCCCUUCAACUGCUUGACAAUGGCAACCUUCCCUCCUCUUCUUCUUCCUCUUGCUGUUUUUGUGCUCUCAAAUCUGUUGGUCCCCAUAACUCCCAACUCAGAAGGGGAUGCUUUGUACGCCUUGAGGAGAUCAGUGAAGGAUCCAAACAAUGUGUUACAGAGCUGGGAUCCAACUCUUGUUGAUCCUUGUACUUGGUUCCAUGUCACUUGUGACUCUGCUAACCGCGUCACUCGCCUCGAUCUUGGAAACGCAAAGUUGUCUGGCAACUUGGUUCCUGAGUUGGGGAAUCUCGACCACCUUCAAUAUUUGGAAUUGUACAUGAAUGAAUUGGUGGGUCCAAUUCCAAAGGAGAUCGGACGGCUGAAGAGCCUCAUCAGCUUAGAUCUCUACCACAACAACCUCACUGGCCCCAUUCCUCCUUCCCUCUCCAACCUCUCCAAUCUCAACUUCCUGAGAUUGAAUGGGAACAGGCUCACUGGGAAAAUACCAAGGCAACUCACCAAACUCGGCAGCCUCAAAAUCAUCGAUGUGUCAGAUAACGAUCUGUGCGGGACGAUCCCAAUAUCAGGUUCCUUCUCCAAGUGCUCAGAGGAAAGUUUCAAGAACAACCCGAGAUUGGAAGGGCCAGAACUAAUGGGGUUUGUGAGAUAUGAAAAUGGAGGAACCUGCUGAUGUUUGACUUAAUGUGCCUCAGCUAAAAGGGGAGAGAGGAUUCUGUAUUGUAAAAAUAGUAUCACUUAGUAUUCCAUAUCAAAAGACUGUAAUGCUUACUUUUGGGAGGUCAUUCUGGUUAGUAGUUUGCUUUCUAAAUCAUCCAGGCAGAUGUUUGAGGUCUUGACCAAUAUUGGAAACAGGAGCCUGCAGAUUCUAGGCUAAAUAAAAAAAAUAUAUACUUAAGGAAUUUUGUAGCUCAACAGUGCAGAAACCACUCGUUGCCAAAUAAGAGCAAGCCAACCUAACCAUAGCUACGUAAUAAUAAAACUAUCGUUCACAAAAGCUUCAUAUUC